AGGGGGCUAGUACGUACCUAAGUACCUUCCAGGUACCCACCCCCAAAAUGCAGGGCGGUGACACUAAAUAGUGGGGCUAUCUGCAAAGCUACUGUGGGACAAGAAAAAAAAAAGUUGAUUUCUUUUCCGCGAUGGAAAUUCUGCCGAAUAAAAUUAAUUACUGAAGCAUCAUGCCUCCAAGACGCCCAAUAGAUACAAUGGACGACGGCGACGACCAUACGUCAUCCUCUGACCAAGAGGAAUCCGACCUUACGAGCGAUGAGGAAACUACGGUACGAACGCGAAGAGCGCAACCCAUUGACAAGGAUUCCGACGAAGAGGAACUCGAACGAUUCGUGUUGGGAGACACGGCUAAUUUCCGAGAAAAUUUGUUCUUGGACGAGUCCAGGGCCGAUGAAGAAGAUGAUCGUUUUGGUGCAUUCAGCGAAGAAGAAAAUGAGCCUGGGACUGGUUUAGAGGAAGUGGAUGAUGCGGAUCUCUUCACCUUUGACGUAGGAGGUCCUGCAACAGCUGGAGGCAAAGAGCUCGUAGUGGCACCGGUCGCAAAGAGCAAGGAAAUAGCCCCCAAAGAUCUGCCAGCUUGGGAAGAUAGCGACGACGAACGAUUGACUAUAUCAUUGGCGGAUGCGACUCAGCUACGAAAGCUCAGAAUUAGCGAAGGAGAGGACAUAAUAAGUGGUACCGAAUAUACAAGGAGGCUGCGGCAACAAUACUUGCGACUCAACCCUCUCCCCGAGUGGGCGCAAAAUACUGAUGAACCGCCGGCGAAGCGUCGACGACGAUCGUCUGCAGCAGAAAACGAUUCGGAUAUUUCAGAAGAUGAAGGUACUCAAGCAUCUGCGCUUCCGUUGGAUAAGUUCCUCCGUGACGCUAGUACUUUGAGAGAAUCUAAAUCUUCGAGGGCGAAAACGCUUCGUCCAGAGGUCAUUGACAUCCAAAGAUCACGAGACAUACCUGACACACACAAAGACGAAGUUACAUCUAUCGCAUUCCAUCCAGAGUAUCCUGUUCUACUAUCUUCUAGCACAUCCUCAAUAUUGCACCUACAUCAUAUCGCACCAACCGCUCACCCGACGCCAAACCCAAUGUUGACGUCGGUCCAAGUCAAACAAGUACCCAUCCGCAGGGCUGAAUUCUUAUAUCCCACCGGCGACAAAAUCUUCUUUGCUGGGCGGCGACGAUAUAUCCACUCAUGGGACUUGGCGACAGGAACAAUACAAAAAACGAACAAAAUACAGGGUCAUCGAUCAGAACAGAAAACUUUUGAGCGCUUCAAGUUAAGCCCCUGUGGACAAUACCUGGGAUUGAUUGCAUCGACAAGAAAAGGUGGUGGUGUCAUCAAUAUCCUGAAUGCUAAUACCAUGCAAUGGAUUGCGGCGGCUAGACUGGACAGUAGAGGCGGCAUAGCAGACUUCUCUUGGUGGAAGAAUGGCAAUGGUCUCACAAUCCUAGGCAGGGGUGGUCAGGUUGGUGAGUGGAGUAUGGCUUCGAGGCGUUUCUUGGCGGUAUGGAAUGACGAAGGCUCCAAUGGCGGAACAGUGAUGGCGCUAGGAGGCAGCAAUGGUCCCGAUAUUCUCGGUGAGGAUCGAUGGAUAGCUAUUGGUUCGAACAGUGGGGUAACGAACAUUUACGAUCGACAGGCGUUGAUGUUGCCUUCCUCAGACGAGGAGGUGGAAAUUAAGGAACGACCAGAGCCGACCCGGAGAUUCAUGCAGCUUACCACACCAGUCACAGUCCUCACAUUCAGCCCCGACGGCCAAUUGCUAGCGUUUGGUAGCAAACAUAAGAAAGACUCUCUGAGACUAGCACACCUCCCAAGUUGCACCGUGUACAGGAAUUGGCCGACGGAGCAGACGCCACUUGGACGAAUCUCCGAUGUGGCGUUUGGGAGGAAGAGUGAUUUGCUGGCUGUUGGUAAUGAUGCAGGGAAGAUUAGAUUGUGGGAAAUUCGAAAUUAGGCAGAUCAAGGGAUGUCAAUCCUCGCAAAUAAAUACCGCACUAUUCGCGACUACUUAUCCAAUACAUCGAAGUGGGCUACCCUUCGGUAGCAAGCUCCGGGGGUAGAAUUUUCUAGUCUGCCUUGUGUAUCUGCGGAGU
Messenger RNA from Hypoxylon trugodes, 2097 nucleotides. Its product is annotated as WD40 repeat-like protein. Gene Ontology annotation, cellular component: small-subunit processome; Pwp2p-containing subcomplex of 90S preribosome. The transcript is spliced from 2 exons. The coding region runs from base 171 to 1958 and encodes 595 amino acids. Gene Ontology annotation, biological process: rRNA processing. The record is from RefSeq and is a predicted model, not a curated record. NCBI's taxonomy places the organism in Eukaryota, Fungi, Ascomycota, Sordariomycetes, Xylariales, Hypoxylaceae. Gene Ontology annotation, molecular function: protein binding.